This is a messenger RNA of Hemibagrus wyckioides, 6734 nucleotides long. It is a transcript of the gene baiap3, whose product is annotated as BAI1 associated protein 3. The transcript is spliced from 34 exons. The record is from RefSeq and is a predicted model, not a curated record. Bases 275 to 3925 code for a protein of 1216 amino acids. Lineage: Eukaryota; Metazoa; Chordata; Actinopteri; Siluriformes; Bagridae.
CGACUUGGUGCGAGUGGGAAGAGACAAAGCUGCCUCGGGGAAUGAAGCGUUUUUCAUCGAAUGAAGGCAAAUUAACGCGUUUGCUUGGCUGAGAGUCUGCUCUCCCUCCACCUCCACCUCCACCUCCCAUCCCCUUUUCCCCCCAUCAUCUUAAAGCAGCGUCGCCAGCUAGUGGCGCACAUUCCCCGUUCUCCGUGCGCGCGGAAAAGUGCGAGGCGCGCACACCAUCACCAUCACAGCACUGCAUGAGCCGCGCACAGGUGUCGGACGAGCCAUGUCGACGCUGCUGGAGCUGAAGAGCAGUGUGCUGAGGCAGGUGCAGAGGAGCCAAUCCCUGAGGAGCCGGAGAGAGCCUCCGCCUGCCAGCGCCAGCCCGCAGACCCUCCCACACAAAGCAGAGCGCCUUGCCUUCGGGGUUGCCAAGGGGAAUGGGGAGUUCUUUGAGCGAAUGAAUAAAAUUGUCCAGAAGCAAGACAGUCUCUUGGCUUCCACUCAAGCCGAGGAGGAGAUUAUUGCAGGUCCACCGCCGCCAGAAUGUACAGACCAGCUGCUUGUCCCUGAGAAAACCACAAGGAAUGAACUUGAUUUAUUGUACGAGGAGGCGGUCUACACCGUGGUUAAUCGGGUUGGAGUGCCGUCACCUGAGUACGUGACUAAUGAAGAGGAUUUGUUCAGCUACCUGCAGAAGGUGUUUGAUAUGAGCCAAGAGGAGCACGACAUCAUCCUCCAGAGAGUGAAGGAGUCUAAGAGACCAGGCUUCUCCCUGAGGGUUUCUGUCAUGAAAGGCAAGAAUCUCAUGGCGAAAGAUGCCAACGGUUACAGUGACCCCUAUUGCAUGCUGGGCAUUCUUGUGGGACAAAGUCCACGUGAGACGGAGGAGAGAAAGGAGAGGAAGUUCAGCUUCCGUAAGAGGAAGGAGAAGUUAGAGAAGCGCUCCAGCGUCAAGGAAGUGCUGGCUGCGAGAGACAUCCAAGUGACCGAAGUCAAACCCGAGACGCUCAACCCUGUGUGGGACGAACAUUUCGUUUUUGACAUUGAUGAUGUCCAGAAUGAUCUUCUGCACCUGGAUAUAUGGGAUCAUGACGAUGACGUGUCCGUGGCUGAAGCCUGCCGUAAGCUGAAUGAGAUCAGUGGCUUCAGAGGAAUGGGCAGAUACUUCAAGCAAAUUGCCAAAUCUGUGAGAGCCAACGGAGCGUCAGCGUCAGGGAGCGAAGACAAUGCAGACGACUUCCUCGGAUGCCUGAACAUCCCGUUAAGUGAGAUCCCGGUUAUUGGCUAUGAUAAGUGGUUCAAGCUUGAGCCACGGUCCAGUGCAUCUAAAGUGCAGGGAGAAUGUCACCUCAUUCUAAGACUCUUCACCAACCAGAGAGACUCGGCUCUGAGCAAAGUGGCCUCAAACGUGAUCAUUCACCAGAAGUUGUUAAGUCAGAUUCUGGAGUAUGAGCACAAGCAAGUUCAGAAAGAGCCCUAUAACUGGAAUGGACAGGUGUGCCCAGCUGCAUGGACUGUGCUCUCCCAUCAUGCUGUGCAGGCUGAUCUGACUCCACUGCAACAGGCCGUCAUUCGCUGGCACUGCUACAGUAGCCAUCACCGCUCUCAGAGGAUGUGUUACGCGCUGCUGCUCAGGCUGCUGAGGGCCGUGGAGGCUGAGUGGGAGGCUGGAGAUGUGAAUAAGGAGCUGGAGAACCUCCUCGCUGAGAGCUUUAAACUCUACUGUGAUUACUGCCUGUGUCUUAUAAAGAGCAUGAGGCAUGUGUUCCCAUGCACCAACCCUGCGGCUAUCACACGAUGUGAGAUAAUGCUGAGGACUGUCGGACAGAUGCAGCUGAUGCAAGCGUUUAAAGCGGUUUGUCCUAACCGCAAUGAGCUACACCUGGAAAUAGCGACUGUCAUAAAGAAAGGCACAGUGGAAUGGUACGAAGCCACAAUUUCACACUUUAAACCAGACGAAGGGACUGUUGAAGAGCAGCUGAAGAGACUGGUUCUGGUGGUGGACGCCGUGUGUGUCGAUGUUCAACGAGGACAGAACGUCUACAACAAGCUCUUUCAUGACUCGGUGAAGGUGGACUUCUUCAGCAUCUCCUAUCGGCAGUUAGAGAAGCUGGUGGCUGAUGAUGUGAGUGUCGCAAUGGAGCGUGUUUGUGGGACUUUGGAACAGGAGAAUUAUCGUCUCUCGCAGACGAUGGGGGAAACCUUGUUCGAAGUCUUCAUAUCUCUGAAGACUCUCAAACGAUUCAGGGAGUUUCUGCCUCUCAAAGACACUAAGAUGCUGGCACUAACGGGUUUUCACAAUUGGUUCAAAUCCUCCAUUCAUAAAUGGCUGCAGAUUGUGCACGAGAAAUCUAUUGACAGGAUUCGCAAAGCCGUGGACAUGGACCAGUUCGAGCCGGUCCAGCAGCACGCCAAACACAGUGUGUCAGCAGUGGAGGUCACCACAUGCUUCAGCCAGGUGCAAGAGUUCUGGACCCAGCUGGCUUGGCCCGACUCAGCAGGGGCGUUCAUCUUCAUCACUCGCUUGACUGACAAUUUGUGCAGUGAGGCGGUGUGCUAUGCAGAGCUCCUGAAGCGCAAAAUUGAAAGGAACCAGCUGGGUCAGGACCACCGGACCUUCAUCAUGCAGUUCUUUCUAACCUUGCUUAUGAUCUUUUUUUUUUUUAAAAAAAAUCUCUUCUUACUUCCACCUUUUCUUUUUUUUCCCCACAUCUUCCUCUUCUUUCUCCCGCUCCCUGCUUUUGGCCAGCUCUCUGUGGCACUUAACAACACAGAGCAUGUGCGCACAUAUCUGUCCAGCUUGCCACGCGAGCUGGGCUGGAGGGCUGUGGAGCAGGCUAUGGAGGAGUCGUGUGGAGCUGAAGGCAAGGAGCAAGUGAACAAGGCUUUGAAUGGCCAGCUGUACAAUGCUGACCUGGAUCUGCAGAGAGAGGCUAAAAGGCUAAUCACACACCUCACAGAUAAGAUGCUUCCUGAGCUUAGGAGAUACAUUCAGCACAUCAGCCUCUCUCCAGACACCAUUAAUAAUGAUGAUGCUGUAUCUCCACUAAUGAAGUUCCUAGAUUCCACCUUAGUCAUUCUCAGUGAGUCACUGGUGAAGGAGAACCUGACAAGGGUUCUCUGGAGUCUCUGGGAGCUACUGCUGAGGAUGAUCCUGGACUCAGUGGCAGAGAACAGAGGUGUCCAGGUGGAGUUCUAUACACGGUUCCAAUACACUAUAGAGACCUUGGUGCGGUUCUUCCAUGCUAAUGGUGAUGGGCUGCUCUUGGAGGACCUCAAAUCUGGUGACUACAAGGUCUUAGAGGAAGAGCUGCGACUGAACAAGUGUACCUCCUUCGAGCUGAUCGAGCAGUACUUCCUAGAGAAGAUAUCUCAGCAGAGAAUCUUGAAGCACAGUCGAUUUGGGCGCAUUAGUGUUAAAUGUUACUACGAUGCUCCUGAACAAAGACUCACCGUGGAGAUACUGCAUGCGGCUGAUCUCAUUGCCCUGGAUGCUAAUGGUCUCAGUGAUCCAUUUGUCAUAGUGGAGCUGUGUCCUCACCACCUCUUCCCUAACUCCAGGAGUCAACGCACACAAGUGAAGCUCAAAACUCUGCACCCGGUUUUUGAUGAGCUCUUCUACUUUCAUGUAAGCCCUGAGCAGUACAGACACAGGUGUGCUUGCCUCACCUUCACUGUGAUGGAUUAUGACUGGCUAUCAACCAAUGAUUUUGCUGGGGAAGCAGUGGCCCCCCUGAGUGACUUCUGCUGGCCAGGCCGACCCAGUGCCACUGCUGCAGGGAAAACUCUGCAGCCGAUUAUCCUGCAUCUGUCCCGCCAGAAACCGAGUGAGAAACCAAUCAUGAAGAUGCUGGAGGCAAGGACAGGAGACAGAGAAGCUCAAGAGUUUGUGCGAAAGCUGAAGGAGAUCGAGAAGUCAAUGGAGGAAGAGUAAUUUUUCAUUGGUGGUUUACAAUACUGCCAACUAUGUGCUUUUAUACCUGUUGUACUAUGUUUGCUAUUUAAAAAGAAACUCUUUUAAAUGUGUAUUUUUAACUGUUGUCCAAUAUAUAUAUAUAUAUAUAUAUAUAUAUAUAUAUAUAUAUAUAUAUAUAUAAAAGUGAGCUAUAUGAAAUUGUUUAAAGAUCAGUAUUUUGUCGCUUGUCCAGCACUUUGUGUGCUGUGUUUUAAUGUAUUUGGCUCACUAAAGGAGCUCGUGAGAAUUAUAUUAAUUUAAUAAUAGUAUAUUUUUAAGUAUGUUUAGAUGGUAAGCUGUCAAAUUAGAUUUUCAAAGUUAUAUAAGGUCUAGUUUUCUGUGAUUUGAAGUUUAAGAGAUAUUACGAUAUGUUUACGACUAACGCUCAACCGACAUAAAAAAGAUUAUUCACUGUAACGUGUUUCUGGUACUUUUAAGAUCAGCGAGAGGGUCUGUUUUACGAACGGAAAAAAAAAAAUCUCUUAUUGAGGAAAAUGCUUUCACAAAUCUGUUUGAAAACUGUGAACUGUGAACAUUUGUUCUGGACUCACACUGGACUAUGUUGACAAUUUUACUGUAGCAUUUUUGUGAGAUCUUGUCUUUCCUAAAGAAUGUUUAAUUAUGCUAAGUGGUUCUUCAGUGUACUGGUUUUAAUGUUCAGACGGUUUUUCUCAUCGUUUUGCAUCAGGCAGAGACAAGGGCAUCAGCUGAGUUUACAAAAAAGGGCUUCAAAUUUUACACAGUUCCAAGUGGUCUCCUUUUCCUUUUUGAAUUUUAGAAAGACAGACAUAUAGUUAGGGGUGAUUAAGCAUAGCUAAAAUAUAUUUCCUGUUUUAACAACAGUCCCAAUUAACCCAGUUUUGAAACAUUAAGCACAUUCCCCAUUUGUUUGACAGAUUUAUUGAUUAAGAAAGUGGGAUUUUUAAUGCUUGGAGCAUAUUUCGAGCCAAACCUUGAAAACUUCUGAUGUUCCAGACCACCACGGCAUUAUUCUGUGGCCCUGGUGAAAUAUUCUCAUUGCUCCAUUCUGAGUAUAAAUAGCAAAGUCGUCUCCUCGUGACUGCUCUAAAGGCUCUCCACUUUGCUCUUUCAUCCCUGUUGUUUGUGUCAGUGUAUUGUAGCACCGUCGGCACUGCGGGUGCAGAUAUGUUUGCUCUGCAGGUUGAUAUUAAGGUUAUUAGAGUGAAACUGAAGGAGCUGGAACGACGGUUUAUGAAACGUACGAUGCAUGCGUGUGAAUCCAGUUGUUCCUGAUUAUUAAUUAAAUGGCAAGAAAUGCAAGUGCAUUGGGUUCAAAAUCCUCAAUGCAGUCGUAUCCAAGCAGUGCAAACAUAGCAGUGAAUUCUAAUAGAUUACUGGGAUUGUUCAUGCAGAUGAGAAAACAAGUUUUCUGAUCCUAUUCUCAUUUCCUGAUAAAAGCAAACUGUGUCACCUGACACUGGUACCUGAAUCCCAGCAGGCACCAGAUCACUCUGUCUGGACGUUAUGAGGCUACAGGCUACCCUUUGACGUCGCUAAAAUUAAUGUUCUGUUUAUUGACUCUAUAGUUAAUUAUAUCUAUUUAGUUCAGUGAUUUUUCAGUUGUGUGGUUUGUCCUAAUGUCAAGCUUGAUCAGUCCUGGAGCGUGAAAAUAUGCACUGACCUCAGUGUAGGGCAGCAGUUAAUCCCAAAUCAUUUAACUUAGUGACAUGCUCGAGGAGACACCUGAGGAUAAACUUAUAGCCUGAUGGGUUGUGAUGCUUUUCUGUUCAUCACGGUUGUACAGAGUGACUAUUUGACUUAUUAUAUCCUUCCUUGAACCAAUCUGGCCAUUUUUCUCCUAACCUCUCUUAUCAAUAAGGUUUUCUGCCCACAAAACUGUCAGAUGUGUUUGCCCAUUCUGUAUAAACUCUGUAGAGUCUGUAGAAAUCUGAAAAACGGUAAUAUAUAGCACCAAUAUUUAUGCCACGGUUAAAGUCACAGAGCUCAGACUUUUCCCCGUUCUUAUGUUUGAUGUGAAGAUUAACUGAAGCUCUUGACUUGAAUCUGCAUGAUUUUAUGCAGCUGCCACAUGACUGGCUGACUGAUAUAAAUCUCUAGUAUAUGCUUUUGCCUGAUUUUACAGAAAUAAGUAUGAAAAUGUUGAUUGUAAUGAAUGGUAUGUUCACAAGUAACCAGUAUUAGCUCUCUUAGCAUAGCAUUUCUCCUCCUCAAUGAAGUACAGUAUCAUCAUUUUGAGCAAUUCUCGGUUAAAAACUGUAGCCGUGGUUUUACGGGUGGACUCCUGGAUCACAGAGAAUAGCCAGAGGUCAGAAUGAUGUAGCAGAGACCUUUUAUAAGCUACACUAGUAGUGUCCAGGGGUUUUGUGACGGCUUUGCUAUUUUUACUCACCAAGGAAACAAGCAAAUGGAAAUUCCUCUCUAAACAUUCCAGCUCUGCCGGUACUCCACUCACUCGUACAACCAUGAAUGUAAAAUUAUAACCUUCUGGUUUGUUAUGUUAGUGUGAUAGCAGUAGCACAAUAUUGCCAAUUCAACUACUUUAGAUUUUCUUUCUACUUUUACACCACUAUCCCUCCACUCUUACCUCCAAAUACCAAACCUCUUGGGUUUUUUUUCCUAAGCAAGCUUUCCCUUCCACACAAACAAGCCUGGAAGUCCACCAUCACUGCUGUCAGCACCACUGCUUAACACUUUCGGUCGUACUUGAAACUGUCGGCACUUCACUGUGUCCUUUGUGAUUUGACUAAUGCUGUAUUAUGUGUGCGCAUGUGUGCGUGUAUUCAAUAAAAAGUUUAAAAAAACACUA